AUGAAAUGUACUGAAGUAUGGAACAUUAAUCAAGAUGGUAUUGAUAUAUUAAUUGAUUACAAACACACUGCGGCGGCAAAAGACUUCAUAUCGAAAACAGAAUUUACAUACAAUAUUAUGAUCGAUGAUUUAGAAACGGCCAUCGAUGACACUUAUAUGGAAGUGAACAAUAGCAACUCAAACAUGCCCUGGUUGGAGAGAGAAAGUACAAUAAUGAAUUGGAAUCGAUAUCACGACAUUGGUGAUAUACAACAGUUUAUGCAGCACAUACUAGAAACUUAUUCAGAUUUAGCAGAAAUUGUGCAGAUUGGGCUAACAAAUCACAAAAGACCAUUAGAAGUUUUAAAAAUUUCAAAUGGUGAUCCAAAUAAUUGGGCAGUUUUCAUAGAUGCUGGAAUGCAAGCCCGAGAUUGGUUAAGCCCAGCAGCUGUUACUUAUGCCAUUUCUAAAUUAACUUGGCUUUGGGGCAAUUAUACAGAACGAAAUGCUAUGCGUAACAUUGAUUGGUAUUUCUUGCCAAUUACAAAUCCUGACGGUUAUCAGUACUCGAGAAUUACAGAUCGUCUUUGGACAAAGAAUCGACAUUUUGAUAGACAAACUGGUUGUUAUGGUGUUAAUUUGGAUAGAAAUUUUGAGUAUCAAUGGGCUGGUGCAGGAUCUUCAGAAAAUCCAUGUAAAAAUUUAUAUCGUGGGCCUACAAAAUUUUCUGAACCAGAGACUAAAGCAAUACGUCAAUUUAUGUUAAAAAUGCGAGAUUAUUUGGGUGCUUAUAUAUCAUUUGGUGCUUACGGACAAGCAAUUGCUUAUCCCUGGGGUGAUGCAGACUAUGUUACCAAUAAUCAAAGAAGUUUACACAAAGUUGCACGCAAAGCAGUUCUAAAUUUUCGUAAGCUAAAUCAAGCAGAAUACCGUAUUGGUUCUGGUUAUCGUCUUAAACUGUCACACGCUGGUAACUCUGCAGAUUGGGUGCAGCAUCGCCUCAACCCAAAAUUCGUUUAUAAUGUGUAUCUUAAAGAUCAAGGACGUUACGGUUAUUUAAUGCCACCACAUUAUAUUGUAGAAUCGGGUGAAGAAGUUUAUGAAUUUAUGAAAACUAUUGCUGCAGCUUUAAAUUGA
This is a messenger RNA of Teleopsis dalmanni, 1116 nucleotides long. Its product is annotated as carboxypeptidase B-like. The record is from RefSeq and is a predicted model, not a curated record. Gene Ontology annotation, molecular function: metallocarboxypeptidase activity; zinc ion binding. Gene Ontology annotation, biological process: proteolysis. The transcript has 5 exons. NCBI's taxonomy places the organism in Eukaryota, Metazoa, Arthropoda, Insecta, Diptera, Diopsidae. The coding region runs from base 1 to 1116 and encodes 371 amino acids.